Molecule: messenger RNA, 3233 nt
Organism: Orbicella faveolata
Lineage: Eukaryota; Metazoa; Cnidaria; Anthozoa; Scleractinia; Merulinidae
Product: dynein axonemal assembly factor 5-like
Biological process (GO): outer dynein arm assembly; cilium movement; inner dynein arm assembly
Cellular component (GO): cytoplasm
Molecular function (GO): dynein intermediate chain binding
Source: RefSeq, a predicted model, not a curated record
UUAUGAAAAUACAAUUUAAAUAUUUCAAUCCUUCCCACUAACCCCAACCCAUCCUAGUGGGGAUCGGAAUCAUUCACCAGAAUUUCAAGAUGGCGGCAGAUUUGAGUGCUACGGAGAAAGAAACUCUGGAAGCGCUAUUGCAGAGCCUUCAAAGAGACAUCAACUGUUUAUCAGAUGACAACAGAGGCACAAGAAAGAGAGCUCUGGAGAAAAUUUCAAAAGAACUAUUUUCUAAGAAAACAAAGUUCUCGGCUUCAGUACUGCACGUUGCUUUUGAAGAAAUCUUAAAACCCAUUUUAAAACUGUUCUCAGACUCAACUGAAAAAUGUAGAGAACUUGCUGUGCAGGUGGUUUCUGAAUUUGCAAAGCAAGUAACAGACUUGUCACAGUUUCUACCCUACAUAAUUCCGACCGUGGUCCAAAGAUUAGGCCAGCCAGAAAUUGUGGAGUCUUGUGAGGAACUGAGGCUCUAUAUAGUUGAAAUGCUGUGUUCUGUUGUCGAGAUAUGUCGGGAAAAAGUUGGUGUAUAUAUAGAUGACAUGAUUAAAAUUCUUCAGAGAACACUUGUUGAUCCAUUUCAUGAUGUUAGGAAGGAGAGCUGUCGCUGCACUAACAUUUUGGCUACAGCAGUUCCUGACCAGUUUUACUUCCAAGCUAAUUCUUUAGUGAAUCCUCUACUGAAGUCUCUCUCUCAUCAACACUCAAAAGUCAGAGUGUCCUGUAUAAAGACCUUAGGAAUUGUGAUUAAUUGUGGCAAUGGUAAAAAUGUGGAUGAUGUGGUCUCGCACCUUGCUCAGAGAACAUUUGACAGUGCUCCUACAGUCAGAGCUGCUGUGACGGGCAUUGUAGGUGAUUGGCUGUUAAAUCUUCGAGAUAGAUAUUCAUAUUUCCAUAAACUGUUGCCAUUGUUGAUGACUGGCCUUUCUGAUGAGUUACCUGACAUUCAGAGGCUGGCAAAAGAGCUUAUGAGCAAGGUUGGUGAGAAAUAUGCAUUAGAAAAUGAAGAAGAAUUAAAGGACAAAAUGAAUUUUGAGGAACUUCCCAGCUAUAGACUUCCAACAGAUAUAGAGCGGCCCAGUCUAGGAUGCAGGGUGUUGGUUCAAAGGAACCUUUCCAAAAUUUUACCUGCUGCUUUACGUGAUAUGGCAGAUUGGACCACUGACACAAGGAUUAAGGCUUCAUCAUUAGUUUAUUUCUUACUGCUUUAUGCUGAGGAUAACACAACACAGCACAUGGAAAUAUUGCUACAAGGGCUGUACAAGGCUAGCCAAGAUGAAAAUGAACAAGUUGUGAAACAGGUUGUAUCAAGUGCUGAACUAGCUGGUUGUUUUGUUGAUCCUGCAUUAUUCUGCAAGCUUGCUCUUCCUCACCUCAAGUCAACAGCAGGCAGCUCGGCAACGGGCUGCAGCAGCUGUUUGAUGAUAGUAGCUGCGUUAUUAAGAGGGUGCAAUCCACAGCUGCUCAAACCUCAUCUCAAGGCUAUCUGUGACACAAUUGCCCUACCAGACAUCUGCUGCACAGAACAUUUGCCAUGCCAGUGCCAUCUCUUGGCAACUGUUGUGGCAAUUAUAGACAAGGCUGGUGAAAAGAGCGGUGAACACAGUUUCACUUUGUUCUAUGUGGUAAUACACGUGAUGGCACUACAACCACAGGGAAGCCUUGAUCAAGAGGUGAAUACUGUAUUAAUCAAACUGGUCACAGCUCAAAGCUUGGAUAACAUAAAUAAGCUGUAUGAAAGUCAUAUCCAGGAAUUCUUGAAAAAGCUAAAAGGGAACUACAGCUCUUGGACUCACCACUCUCCAGAGUGUCGCCUGUUUGACGUUUUGUUAACAGAAUCUGGACCAGUUAUUGGUCAGCAUCUUGGAGAUGCCAUGGAUAUCUUCACAGAGAGUUUAGACAGUCUGAAAAAAGAUCCUGAACUAAGACUUAAGAUGUUUUCAUUGCUGUCUCGUCUUCUGAUGAGUGCUCCCCAGUCAGUGGACUCAGAGAAAGCAUUCAGUUCAUAUUCAGUACAUGUAGUGCAGAAACUCAUCAUCCCUAACUGUGUUUGGCAAGCAGGAAGGACUGCUGCUGCUGUCCGCUCUGCAUCUAUCUCCUGUCUUUGGGCUUUACUGCAGUCAAACUUACUGUCUUCUACAGAUGCUGAAUUGAUAAUGAAAGAUCUUCUAACUCAGCUCACAACUUGCCUGGAAGACCACAACCAAACCACAAGACUUGUAUCAUGUAAAGCUCUGCAGAGGUUACUGCUGUCCUGCAAAGAUAGUUUUACUGCGGAUAUGCUUCAUCAAGUUUACCCAGAGUUACUGAAGAGAAUGGAUGAUAGUAGUGAUGAGAUACGGAUUGUUGUCACAAGAACAUUUUUUGCUUAUUUUAAAGCCUUUCCAUCAGGUUAUGACAGUGAUUUGUACAAGUUACAUCUGCAAGCCAUGUUCAAGGGUCUUCUGGUUCAUCUUGAUGACCCAUUAGCUUCUAUACAGGAAGCUGUGCUAAAUGUAUUAAAAGAAGCUGCACAUGUACAACCUCUGCUUCUUAAAGAACAACUCGACAUUGUUAGGCACAAACACAGAGUGGCCAGGUAUUGUGAGGAGCUUCUAACUCACUGCGAAACCCUCAUUGCAAAGUGACGUACACUUACUAGCUCCCAGAGAGAUUUGUGAAGCACUCAAGAAAGUAGGAACAAAAUGUAUUGAAUGUACAGUACAUCAGGAUUUGAUAUAAGCCUGUGCAAAUGCCAAUUGAUGAUGAAAAGGUGUGCAUGGAGACAGUGAUAUGCACAGGAAUCAUGGCUGGAAUUCUUUAUGCUUCAUCAGUGUUUUUACCAAGGAACGCCUUUUGGGAGAUUGUCAACAAAAGAUUAAGACAUACACAAUAAGACAAAUUCUUCUUUAUUACAUCAAAAUAAUAGAGAAGUGAGAAUGCUAUCAUGAGAGAAAAUGCUGGAUCCCAUUUUCAUGUACAGUACAUCUGUUCUUUAAAACGUUUUCUAAAAAACAUCUUCAGUUCAACAAGGCCACUGUAUGCAGACAGCACCAAAUGGAAUGCAAGAGAGACCUGCCUGAACUAUUUUUAAGGCAAGUUAUCACAAGGCCAAGAUUGUAGCAUUAUUGAUUUGAGUGAGUCAUCUCUAGCUGGCGAGAUGAACAUUUUAAGAAAGGCAAUAGUCAUUGUAUACCGUGUCCAUAAAUGUUACAUGAUAAAAGACUUGCUUCAAAAUAAACUAUUUGAACCUCAAA